AACGGGAGUCACCAGCGCCGAGCAGCACUCACCCAGACGCAGACGUUUAAAACCGCUCGGCGAUAAAGAAAACGCUGCCCGAAGGAGCGUCGUGUCAGCGAAGCGACAUGGGGGAUCGAGUGGCUCUACUGCUGCUGGCUGCGGCGGCGUCGGCUCUGGCUGCCGAGGUGCCUACAGAUGUUUCUAUGGGUCUGUUGGCAGAGCCUCAGGUGGCCAUGUUUUGCGGUAAACUCAACAUGCACAUCAACGUGCAGAGCGGCAAGUGGGAGCCGGACCCCUCAGGCACCAAGAGCUGCAUCGGCACCAAGGAGGGCAUCCUGCAGUACUGCCAGGAGGUGUACCCAGAGCUCCAGAUUACCAAUGUAGUGGAGGCCAACCAGCCAGUCAGCAUCCAGAACUGGUGCAAGAAGGGGCGCAAGCAGUGUCGCAGUCACAUGCACAUCGUUGUGCCCUACCGCUGCCUGGUGGGAGAGUUUGUGAGUGACGCCCUGCUCGUUCCCGACAAGUGCAAGUUCCUGCACCAGGAGCGCAUGGACCAGUGUGAGAGCCACCUGCACUGGCACACCGUAGCCAAAGAGUCCUGUGGAGACCGUACCAUGAACCUUCAUGACUACGGGAUGCUGUUGCCGUGCGGCAUCGACCGUUUCCGUGGAGUGGAGUUUGUGUGCUGUCCCGCCGAGGCGGAGCGUGAUGCCGACAGCGCCGAGCAGGACGCUGAUGAUUCCGAUGUCUGGUGGGGCGGAGCGGAGACCGACUACUCUGACAACAGUAUGGUGCGGGAGCCAGAGCCAGUGGAGCAGCAAGAGGAAACCAGGCCAUCUGUGGUAGAGGAGGACGAGGAAGAGGAGGAGGAGGUGGCCGAGGAAGAUGACGAGGCGGAAGAGGAGGAAGAGGACCUACUGGACAACGACCAGGACGGAGAUGGGGAGGAGGAUGAGGAGGUGGUGGAGGAAGAGGAGGAGGAGGAGGGAGACGACGACAUCGUUGACACGCUUGAUGACAGCGAUGAUGCCGACGAGCCCACCACCAACGUUGCCAUGACGACCACCACCACCACCACCACUGAGUCUGUGGAGGAAGUUGUCAGGGAUGUGUGCUGGGCCAAUGCAGAGACUGGUCCAUGCCGGGCCAUGCUGCCCCGCUGGUACUUUGACCGACAGGAGGGCCGCUGUGCUCAGUUUAUCUACGGCGGCUGCGGAGGCAACAGGAAUAACUUUGAGUCAGAGGAAUACUGCCUGUCUGUCUGCAGCAGUGUCAUACCCACAGCCACGCCCAGCUCCCCUGACGCCGUGGACCACUACCUGGAGACACCCACUGAUGAAAAUGAACAUGCCCACUUCCAGAAGGCCAAAGAGAGCCUGGAGGCCAAGCACCGUGAGAGGAUGUCCCAGGUGAUGAGAGAGUGGGAGGAGGCUGAGAGGGAAGCGAAGAACCUCCCACGUGCUGACAAGAAGGCAGUCAUCCAGCGUUUCCAGGAGAAGGUGGAGGCGCUGGAGCAGGAGGCAGCCAGCGAACGCCAGCAGCUGGUGGAGACCCACAUGGCCCGUGUGGAGGCUCUGCUCAAUGACCGCCGCCGCCUGGCUCUGGAGAGCUACCUGACCGCCCUGCAGCAGGACCCACCCAGGCCUCGCCACGUCUUCAGCCUGCUGAAGAAGUACGUGCGUGCUGAGCAGAAGGACAGGCAGCACACCCUCAAACACUUUGAACACGUCCGCAUGGUGGAUCCCAAGAAGGCGGCCCAGAUUAGACCUCAGGUGCUGACCCACCUGCGUGUCAUUGAGGAGCGUAUGAACCAGUCUCUGGGUCUUCUCUACAAGGUGCCCGGUGUGGCCGACGAUAUCCAGGACCAAGUUGAGCUCCUGCAGAGGGAGCAGGCGGAGAUGGCCCAGCAGCUGGCAAACCUGCAGACGGACGUGAGGGUGAGCUACGGCAAUGACGCCCUGAUGCCCGACCAGGAGCUGGGAGACAGCCAGACCGACCUAUUGCCCCAGGAAGACACUCUGGGCUUGGCCGGAGUCGGCUUCAUCCACCCUGAGGUCUUCAACCAGCCUAACACUGAGAACCAGGUUGAGCCAGUGGACUCUCGCCCUAAUCUCGACAGAGGCAUUCCCACACGGCCAGUGACUGGAAUGAAGAUGGAACCUAUUCCUGCGCUGCGCAUGGAGACGGAGGACAGACAGAGCACUGAAUAUGAAGUUCACCACCAGAAACUGGUCUUCUUCGCAGAGGACGUGGGCUCCAACAAGGGCGCCAUCAUCGGAUUGAUGGUCGGAGGUGUCGUCAUAGCGACCGUGAUCGUCAUCACCUUGGUGAUGCUGAGGAAGAAGCAGUACACCUCCAUCCACCACGGAGUCAUCGAGGUGGACGCUGCCGUCACCCCCGAGGAGCGCCACCUGUCUAAGAUGCAGCAGAACGGCUACGAGAAUCCAACCUACAAGUUCUUUGAGCAGAUGCAGAACUGAGGAGGAUGUCACAUAUAUAUAUAUACACACACACACACACACACAUUAAUACACACAAAAACAUCUCCUCCCACACAUCACGCACCUCCCCUUCCCCAUCCUCCCCCUCCAACUAGUCCCACGUCUCCAAAAGGCAGUGUGGCUUAGAUCUUUGAGUGACUGAAAUAGUCAGUUACGAGCAUAUGGAGCGACUGUAGCCAGGGUUUUCUUUCACUCUUGCCUGGGCGGACGCUGUGGCCAAGCCAGUUUGCACCAAGUUUGUUCACUUUAUUGGAGCAAGUCGCCUUUUAAUUAAAGAAAGGGGUUUUUAUAUGUUGCUCCGUCUGGGCCUGCUGAUGUAUGGAAAAAGGCCCCGCCCAGUGCAUCGAAACAAACCCACCCAUAGGGGAAAGAAGCGGGUUCUCUCCACACUGAUUCAGGGCCAGUGUAUAGUUGGGGUUUUUUUGGCUUGGGAAGGUUUUAGGUUUGGACGUGUGUAGGCAAAUCUGACCACUGAUCAGUAGAAUAAGAGGCGCACGCUGAUCUGGGCCUCAUUUACAAGAACUGGUUGCAUGCAGAUGAAUCCGAGUCAUUUUAAAUCAUUCUACAACGUGUGGACUUAUUCAUUUGUUCCAGUCAUAUUCUUUGUAAUGAUUAUAUGAUGAAAUACAGGUUUAAAUCAAGCAACAUGAUUUUUAUAAAUGAGGCCCAAUGAUUCCCUUCCUACUGCACCACUACUGCACUCACUCUACAGUCUACACUGGAGUAUAAGUGAGCCUCCUCUCCCCUCCUCCUCCUUCCCCAUCCUUCCCUUCAUCCUCUUUUCUUUGUGCAUUCUUACGACAGCUGGGCUGUGUUAAGUCACACAAGGCUCUUAAGGAUAUUUGGAGAUGCUGAUGAUAAUGAAUAUGUUGAUGACGACGAUAGUAACUAUGUAUUCUGAAUGAGCUGUUUUUAUUUUAGAGUUUUUCUCUAUCGUUUCCAGUUUUGUUUUUCAAAAAAGAAUGAAAACAGAGAAAAAAAAAUCAGCCAAUGUAAAGUCCUUUUUUUAAAUUGCGUGUAAUGUUGCUGAAGUUAUGCUCAAGUCUUAGCUGUUCCUAUGUAGUGCAUGACAACAAUGACAACAGGAUUUGGAAAAAAAAAAAAACAAGAUCUUAACGCUGCUCUCUCUUGAGAUCCUUUCUCACAUAUAGAUUGUCAUUCUAGCAAGAUUGUACAUUUAGUAUCUUCUCGUGAUCACGUGAUUUCAAACAAUGAUGAAAAAUAUAUAUAAAUCUAGAUGAACAGGCUCUGCUUUGAUAUCAUGUAAAAUACACAUUUAAAAGAGAUCUGUGAUUUUUGGAAUUUAAGUGUGUUUGUCUUUUCUUUUAUUAUUAUUAUUAUUUGAUUUCUUAUUUUUUGAUUUCUUAUUAUUUUUUUUUUUAACCAUGCUACGUUCCUGAAGCUACAGGAGGGGGGCUGGCUUCAUCUCUGUUUGUAUAUGAUUCUCAUUCAGUAAAAUAUAUUGUGUUAAAAAAUCUCAUUCAUAGGGGCUUUCAGAAAUCACCCUAUUUAGUUUUUUUUUUCUUUUUUGUUGGAUUCAUGUUACCGUGUUUUUUGAAAAGGGCAUGUUAGGGGGGUGAAGGUUAUGGGGCGUGGGAAGAGAAAUGGAGAUUAUCUCUGUGUGUGUCUUGUCAUUUUCAGUCUGGUGUUUCGUCCAGUUGUAAGCCGACGCUGUUUCUUUUUUGGUUUUGUAAUCAUUUUGCUUUCUGCUGAUAGAACAGGUGAAGUGCUGAGAGGUGGAAGGAGGAGGAGGAGGAGGAAGGAGGGCGAGCUAGAGAGGAAAUGACUUGCAGUUCCGGAUGGAUAGCCAGCCAGGCAGGUAGUCUGUAUAUAUAUAAUGGAUUUUCACUUCCCCCAGCUUUUCCCUUCCCCUCCCUCCCUCCUUCGCCUUCCUUUUCCUUCAGGCAUGCUGCUCACCUCUCUGCCAUCAACGCACACUUGACUCCUCAGAGGCACAGCACUGGAGUCCGUAUAUAGAUACUAGGCGUUCACUGUCGAGAGGACUGAGACCGAGUCGUGGGCGAGGAUGUGAAAGUAGGGAUCAAAUAUUAGUCUGAGGUAAAUUCAAGCUUGUAGGUGAGAAUCCCCCCGUUCAUCUUCAUACAGUCAGCUCAUGUUAAAGAUUUGUCACCAUCUCAACAUUACAGAAAAAUACAGCGUGACCUCACACUCUGUUGAGACAUCUAAUGGCAAGAAAGAUCUGUGAGAACAGUGAGUGGAAUGUACAUAUGGAGGCUGCAGUGGGGUGGGUCCAUGGUUUUCAGAGGGUGCUUGAUAGAAGCCCAACAGAGGGCAGUAGAGUAGAAGAGGAAGCAGGAUUUUCUUUUUAUCUUUUUCUGUGGGUUAUAUAUUGGUUUUGUUUUCCACUGUGUAAUAUUGUGCAGGCCAUUUGCAUUGACUGGGAAAACGCUUUCUACACUGUAUUCCAUAAUAAAGUUUUGAAUGUACAUACA
This is a messenger RNA of Toxotes jaculatrix (banded archerfish), 4936 nucleotides long. It is a transcript of the gene appa, whose product is annotated as amyloid beta (A4) precursor protein a. The transcript has 17 exons. The record is from RefSeq and is a predicted model, not a curated record. Gene Ontology annotation, cellular component: cell surface; early endosome; membrane raft. The coding region runs from base 108 to 2462 and encodes 784 amino acids. Gene Ontology annotation, biological process: central nervous system development; axonogenesis. NCBI's taxonomy places the organism in Eukaryota, Metazoa, Chordata, Actinopteri, Toxotidae. Gene Ontology annotation, molecular function: serine-type endopeptidase inhibitor activity; signaling receptor binding; transition metal ion binding.